AUGGAAAAUAUUAUUCGUCGUAUUCGCAACAAGCUCUCGCCAGAUGAGGUUAUUAAUGACAUUGAAGACUACGUAGGAUUUGAUGAGGGUAAUCGAACCGGCUACCCCUCAGAAGUUUGCGCAUUUGACUACAACGAAUUGAGUCAUGCUUUGAUUCUUGGAACAUUACAAGGAGAUAUUGUUUUAUAUGGUGCUAAUGGUCUUACCAUUGAGCAUAGCAUUUAUGACAAGGGAAUGCCUGAUCCCACUGGUCCCAUUAAGAAGAUACACUUUAUGGCUGGAGAUAUGAUUCUCAUUCUUUGUCAAGGUGGUGGAAUAUUGGAAUAUAAACUAAAAGGAACCUGCCUCAUGCGUGUGAACAUGUUCGAUGUUCCAUUUGAAUACUUCAUGUUUAAAUGGCCGAUCACCCACGUAUUCAGAACCACUACAGACUCAUACACGUUAUUUUUUGCCCAUGCAUACGAUUUGUAUUGCAUCGAGCAACAUAGGAUGAUGACGGAAGUCUUCAUAGGAGCUAAAGAGUUUAACAAAUGGACGGGCCAGUUUUGCCAGAUUAUGGAUGUCAGCUCACGCCCCACAGACACUAGAGACAUGUUUGUCGUUCUAGAAUUAGGAAAAGUCGUUCUCGUUCGAAACGGCAGCAUUCGAAAAGUCUUCACAUUCGAACAUUCUGACAUGAGUUUAACAAGGCAACUCGUCUGGGACCCUAAUGGAACACACGUCUACUGCAUCACUGACAGUGAUCGCUACCUUCGAUGGAAAUUUAUGAUUGGCGCAAACGAUGAAAUUUUUAUGAGAGAAAUUGAAGACUUGGCUAUCGAUCAAUCUGGUCCCUACCCUUGUACGCCGCUAUCUCACUUCAUUUCUUUUCCAAGCUCAAAGAGCGAGUUUAAAGAGCAUGAUAUUGUGAUGUAUAAAGGUGGAAAAGGUCGUGCAAAUUAUGAUGAUAGAAAUGUUGUGACUGUCAGAAGGGCAAACAAGGCUGUGGCAUUCGAAGUGACCGGCGAGAUCAUUGCAGUCUACGGCAUUUUAGCGGAUUAUGUCGAAGAAGAUAUCGAAGGAAUCGCUGUGAUUGUUACUUCAAGUGAGCUUAUUGCGAUUGACUUGGAAACGAGCGAUUGGAAGACUAUGCGUCCAAUGCACUUCUUCAGUGUCAACAGCAGUACGAUGACAUGCCACAUCCGAGUUCCCGAUAUUGAUGAGAACAUAUUCAAGCUAAUUCUUGAGAAUGGCGAUCGGUAUUGGGAGGAGAUGCAUUAUUCAAGUCGAAUUCUUCCCAUCUUCUGCGGCGAUAGUACAAAUGCUGGUCCAAACAAGGAACGACCUGCAUACCGGCAAAUUCAUUUGACCGGUCAUUCAACCGGAAACAUUAUUUUGUGGGCUGCUGGUGGUCGCCAUAUGUUUAAAAGCGGUCAAGAGGCGUAUGAGGCCGAGCUUGAGCCGGGUGUUCCUGUCGCUGUCGUGGGACAUUUCGACCCAUUCGAAGACGACUUACAUCUUGCAAUUGCGCAAUUAUAUUUAGAUGAAAAAAAGGGAACUGUGAUGGCUGUUAAUCGUGGUGGUUACGUGCUGGUUUACGAUUUGUAUAAUACCCCGAUCACACUUGAUCCAACGGCUCCUAAAAAAAUUAAAUGGACUACCAAUCUUUCGUGUGAUCCGUGCUAUAUUGAACCUCGAAACACUCCAAGGUCCUACAACAUUGGAUAUCAACCAACACACGAAAAUAGUGGAAAUACACCUUUGAUGAAAUGGUUCCAACAAAUUCCCAAUGUCUACACAAAUGCAAUUGACUAUAACGCCAAGUUUAAAUGCCUUGUUAUUGGAACGGAAUGUGGAUAUGCUUUCUUGAAUGUCCGAUUGUUCCAAGUUGUGCAUUUAGUCGAUUCGCCUAUGCCGGACAAUGACGUCAAGAAAUCUAGGCCAAAUGAGCGGAAGUCGCGAUUCCGUUCGUUCAAGAAGUCGUUACGAAGAACAUUCCGCCGAAAGAAAACUUCAAGAAACACAACUCGGUCCUCGCUGAGUACAACUGCUCAGUCCUCACCAAAUAGAACGGUAAGUGAAGCUGGUCAAAGUUCUAGCGGUCAUCAACCGAAAGCUCAGACUAUUCGAAAUUCCACUCGAAGCGCGUUGGGAAAAGUAAGACAGGGUUCUGAGCUUUUUGGCGAACUUUCUGACGAUUACAACUAUGUCGAACGACAAAUUGAAGCUCGCCGAGACCUAGCAAGUACAGCGAUUCUACAGAAUGUCACAUGCAUCAAAACUAUGCGAAUGCCGUUGACAAAUAAAACUGUGUUUGACGAUUUGGUGGCCAUUGGAACCAAUGGUGGAAAAAUCAUAUUUUAUCGCCUCACGGAAGCCAAUUCAUUUAGUCAGAGGAACUGUACGUUCGAAGUGACAAAAGUGGAAUCAAUUCGACUAGAAGGAGAUCAAGCAGUGAAGAACAUGGAAUUAUCGUGUGAAGAUGGCUUUUAUAAUGCUGCUACUACUCGGCUCGUGGUCUUCACCGAAGAGCAGAUCCGCUUUUAUUCUUUCCCAGGAAAGGUGAAGGCCGGAAGUUAUAAAAUGACUCAACUUGAAGGACUGCGCAUAAAAUGUGGAGCGGUCGUUAAACUGCAAAAAGUUCAUGAACCCUCAACUAGUGGCAUGUUUGCUUUGGUUAUUGCUAACAACGGUGAGAUGCGGAUUCAUUCGCUCGAAGACCCAACAGUCUUCUACAGCAAGCCGUUUAUUGAGAACACCGAUCUAAACGCACUCAACACGGUUGUAAUUUCUAAAUAUGGUGAGAUCACCUAUCUUCAUCGCUGGUGUGAACUGAAACGCUUUGCUGUCAAUAGCGCGUAUCGUGGUUGGUACAGCUAA
Molecule: messenger RNA, 2859 nt
Organism: Caenorhabditis bovis
Lineage: Eukaryota; Metazoa; Nematoda; Chromadorea; Rhabditida; Rhabditidae
Source: the annotation of a GenBank genome assembly